This is a messenger RNA of Linum trigynum, 4462 nucleotides long. The record is from the annotation of a GenBank genome assembly. NCBI's taxonomy places the organism in Eukaryota, Viridiplantae, Streptophyta, Magnoliopsida, Malpighiales, Linaceae.
CCGUUUCUUACGUCAAGAACGGCAUCGUUUUUUCAAAACGAUAAAAUGCUGGCUUCUCACAUAAAGUCUCACAACACAGUGUCGUUUUGGCUUAUCUUCCUUCUAAGUCUUCUCCAACCGACUCGAGCUUCUUCUCCUCCAAUCUCUCUACUCCUCUUCGACAGACUCCUCGUGAUUCACCAAAAGAAGGUGACCCAUCUUUGCACCACUAUACUAGGAGCUCAUGAUGGUCAUAAGAAGACCGUUCUCCAUGGACUCUACUCAAGGUCCUAGCAGGUCUAUGUAAACGGUCACUUGUUUGAAAGCACUAUGAAUUCUAGGGUUUUCUUUUGUUUCAAACUUGGCAGUUUGCAGUAGAUGAAUAGGAGAGUGUUUUCUGUCCGCAUUAGGUCCUUUGAUUACUUCAAUAGCAUAGUCACAGUGUUUGAGAACUGGGUGAUUAGUUCCUCAGAAGCAGUCUUUGUGUUCGUGUCUGUUUUAAAGAGCCAACUCGAUUGGCUCUACUUGGGUUCUUGUUACCUAGUCUGUAUCUCAUUUGUCAUCAAUAAAAUGUUCUUUCUUUACGAGAUGCGUGUUCCUGAGAACUUGCAUUAGAGUGAGAGUUUGUUUCUUUCAAAAUCGAGUCCUUCUUCCCAUUCUGAUUUCACAUAUACAAGUCACUCAUUGCAUACAUUUAGCUAAUCAAUUAUUCUAUACAGAAUAGUUUUCGUAUAAGCCACUCAUUGCAAACUUAAUAUGUUCAUUUUGAUCUCUAAUCUCUAAUUAAAAUAUAAUUCCGCUUUAACCCUAAUGACUCAAUUCAUUUUAUGAAUUCCACGGCAGAGCGCGAGUCAAUUAUCUAGUACAUAUAAUUCAAGUUUUUUUUUUUGUUAUUGAUUACAAAUUUUGCAUUUUUCAUAAUGUUAUGGUUUUUAUUUUUGAAUUUGGAGUUUGUUGAUCAAGCCUUACAAGUUUGGAAUAGUAUAUAUUAGUACCUAAUUUUUUUUCUUUACAAUGUAGUACGUAAGCUUUAAUAUAUUUUAAAAAUUGCUCUGAAAAAUUUGGUGUAAAAUUGAAUUUGGUACCUCUACACUUUUUUCCUUGAGUUAUAGUAUCUCAAACUUUAAAUUUUUACAAACAUGUUCUUCCUUGUUCUGUGAGGAAUUUCAUUCUACUAACUAUUGGUAUAUAUUUGAAAUACAAGUAAUACACUAAAUAUGUGUUUGAAAUUAUCUAUUAAAAAUGUACAAUUAACUCACCUAAUACAUAUGUACUUGAAAAAUAUAUGUAUUUGGAUAAAAUCAAAAUACCAUAUGUGUAUAUGUUUAAUAUCCAACAAAUUAUUUAGAAUAUGAAAUUCCAUAUCACAAACACAAAAUCAAAAUCCUAGUAUCCAAAUACAUUCUAAAAUUCCUUUGACAAUCCCUUGUCUCCAAAGGGGUUACUGAUUUGGCAGUUAUUAACUCAUUCACUCCCGUAGACAUAGAGUGGCAAGACAAGUCCUGUUACUGUCCUCUGUAGAGAUAAUUUCCUUUGACUUUGUAAGAUGAUUUCACUAGAUAUGACCUGGGUGCUGAAUAGAGGUUAUAACUUUGUUUCUCCUGUCAUUACAUGGAAAAAAACCCAUUCACUCCAAGAAAAUUAUUAUUAUGGAAGUUAACUGUGCACUAAGUCAACAAACAAACAUUUGUAGAACUAAAUUACAAAACAUUUAGCUUAAUUUAUGUAUCAAUUAGUUAUUUUAUUUUAUAAGGGUGAUAUAUGGUUGUUUUUAGUUAGGUGCUACUUACAUCAUUUGAAUUUGGAAACUUCAUAUUCAACAUCAGUGGUAUUAUCACUGAAUUAAUCCCUUAUUCGAUUAAUAGAUAGAUUACUUGGCUGCCAAACAAAAUAUAAUGUCUAAUUGAUUGUUAGUUUUAUUUUCAAAUUUAUCCAUUUGUCGAUGAAUUAAAAGAACAACUUAUUAGACAUUAUAUUUCGUUGGGUUAAUAGCAUUUUGUACCCCUCCACUUUAACAAAUUAACAAAAGUACCCCUCUAUUAAAUUUUUUGCACAAACAUACCCUUCUAAUAUUAAAUCGUAACAAGUUUACCCUUCCAUCUAAUUGUCCGUUAAGUGAACGUUAAAUAGGUUGGAAAAUGACCCAAUUGCCCCUUGUUUAUUCCUAAUUUCAAUUCUAAUUAUUUAUGGCCAUGAUGAAUUAAUUAUAAAAAAAUAAAAGUCCUAAUUAACUAAAUCAAAGCAGCCGACAUGCUUAAGAUAGGGUUAGUAACCAAUGGUUACUAACCUAUGAGUAACUAAAUCUGGACCUUUAGAUUUAAGUGGGUCCAGAAAAUUCAGAUCUAAGGGUUGUCAAUUAAAGACAUUUUAUUUUCCCUAGUUUUCUUAAUCGGUUCUUAUCUUCUUCGUUCUAACUCGGAUUUCAAUUUUUUUUUUUGCACAGAUGGAACGAGUUCGUUGUGCUCUACAAAAUGAGAUCAAUUUUCAAUAUAUUUCGAGAAACUUUUUUUUUACCAACUACAUACCAUAUGGUAACUUCUUCGUUUUUAAGUCGUUUUUGUAAACGUUUGUUCAGAGGGAAUGCGUUCAUCAUGAUCUAUUGGAUCUAUAAAUUUCUGGGUGAAAAAAAUACUGGAUAAAAAAUUACCAUACAUUACCACUAUGGUAUGUGGGUGGUAACUUGUAGUAAACAAUGAUGAAAGUCGUAAAUGACAGUUAAUAUACUCCUACUAUCAUGUAUUCAACCUUCUUACCAUAUUGGUAUGUUCAUGCCAUCAUGGUACACUUUCUUACCAUAUGGUAUUAAAUUGGAGCAUACCAUAUGGUAAUGACUAGUAAAAAAUUAUUCAUUUUUUUGUACUAAAAAUUUAUCAAAGUGGAUAUCAUUUAAAGAUCACAUUUAAUCUGAUUUAUCUGUGCAAAAAAAAUUAAAUUUUGACUUAAAACGAGAGAGAAAUCAUCCGUUAAAGAUUAAAGAGGAAAAUAUAAAAGACUUUACAGGACAGAGAGGAUACUGAUGUCAUGCUGAUGUGAAGAGGUUACUCAUGUUACUGACCAUAGAGUUACUGACCUGAUCCGCUCCCCAGCCGACAUCGGAGACCAUCCGUCUCCCUCCCCUGGCGCCGCCGGUGGGUGGAGUAGAGAGAAUCGGUCGUUAGGCGAGACCAGACGACCAGCUUCCCGACGCCAUACGUUUCUCCCCUCGAUCACACAGCAGGUGGCAGCUUCUCCGACUUCUCCACGCGAUGUUCGGACGACAGCAUCCCGGCUUCUCUCGCGAGUUCCAGAGCCGGCUUCCCCGUCGAUACAUCCUCGGCUGCAACACCUCGACUCAGCCAGCGUCGAUGGCAAAGCUGCCGGCGUUGAAGGCCGGACUCUGGGGAGUAGAGAGGAAAAGUUCCUCGGGUGUGCGGAGGAAUUGGCAGGGGAUGGGGAAUUGGGGAUCCAUGUUUUGGGUUUUUUUCUUCUAAUUAAUUGAUUUUUUCCCGGUAAUUAGCGAUUUUCCAUUAAAGCUCACUCUAUGCAAACUGCACGAGUCGAAAAAAUACAAGACAACAAGCUGUCAAAUGCAAACUUCCAAGGAGUAACAGAAAGCAAAACUAUCUACUGGGGGUAAUGAUUCUAUAUAAAUCCGGCGCACUCUGAAGCAUGGACUGAAAAUCAACAUUACCACUACUAAACAACUAAACUUCCUCCCUCAUAAUGGAAGCUAGCAGCUCAGGUUGUCGCGGAGUUGCUCCAAAAACUCUGAUGCACCGUUCACGACAGAUGGAAGCCAUAGACCAGCACCAAAUAGAACACUCAUGUAAACUUCUGGUGUCAUUUUUUUAGCUUUGUGAGACAUCAGUAGCAUCAUAUCCUCCCACGUAGCAGGCAGGUGAAUAUUAGUUCUGAGAAGAGAAGAGAGAAAAACAGAGGUGAAUGGACACUCACAGAACAAGUGCUCCCUCGACUCACUGGAUGAAGCACAGAGAACACAACUAUCAUCCAUAGUAAUUCCCCACGCUUUGAGCUUGUCACUCGUGGGUAUUCGAUUAGUGAUAAUGAGCCACGCCAAAAUUAUGCAUCUAGGAAGAGUGAAUUUGCCCCAUACAAUCUUCCACCAGGUAACACAAGGCUGUCUGAUACGCAAAGUGUUCCAAACUGUGGAAACAGAAAAACGAAUCAUCUUAUUCCCGAGCCAGGUAACUUAAUUCACCAUCACUAUCCACUCCCAUUCUAAACUGCAACCAAGGCCGAACUUUAAGCACUUGUUUCCAGGUCCAGGAUCCUGUAGCAGUACGCUUCACUUCCCAAACGGAAGAUCCUCUCAGUCUAUAUCGUGAUACCCGAUUUUGUUUUUGUUUUUGUAAUUGAUGGAUGAUGGACAUAAAUAAAAAAUAAUUAAAACUUAAAUUAGUAGUAAACCACGGGUAUUUGGGUCAUUUCCUAACCCAUUUAAUAGUCACUUAACAGAAAACUAGAUUAAAGGGUAAACUUGUUA